UCAGACCCGUGCAGCUUCAGUCUGGAUCCUGCAGGAUAUCUACAUGCUCACCUUCCAAGCAGCAAAGUCAUAUUUGGCUCCAAGAGGUUUAUAUGGCCACUGGUGGAGGAAGACAUUAGAUAUUUACUACAAAGCUAUCAAGGAUGACCUCUCCAACCUUCCCCCGUCACCUAGAGCCAGAUUUCAGAGGUGGAUCUGGUUUAACAUGGACCCACCUGCCAGCACGCGCAGGAUAGCAGGCAUUCAAGGCCUUUUUAAUUUAACCAUGAGCUACAGGAAGGAUGCAGAUAUCCACGUUCGCUGGCGACUGACUCCCAAGAAGAACAUGGAUGAUUUUGUGCUACCGAAGAAGGAGUGCUUGCUUUGUUGGAUUGUGGAUGGCGACGACCUGCACACAAAAUCAACGGAGGGAUACAGCUACUUCAGAGAGCUUAUAAAACACAUCGAGGUGGAUGUCUAUGACAGAUCCUCUGCUGAGUUCUCGCAGGGUGAGAACUACUUCCUGACUAUCAGCAGCUGCAAAUUCUACCUUUCCUUUGAGGAGUCAACUCACAGAGAUUACAUCACUGAGACGUUCAACGGACCUCUGGCAGCCGGCACUGUGCCGAUAGUUUUGGGCCCACCAAGAAGGAACUAUGAGGAUUUCGCUCCAGGUACUUCCUUCAUACAUGUAAAUGACUUUCGUGAUGCUGCAACACUGGCUGAGUUCCUUCUGACACUGGAUAAAGAUAAUGAGGCUUAUAUGAGAUACUUUAAUUGGCGGCGAUUCUAUACUGCCAGACGCCAUCCUGUUGAGGAGAAUCACGAGUUUGCACACGCUAUCUGCCAGGCCUGUCAUCAUGUGGGCUUGAACAGUGCGUACAGAGUUGUACCUGAUCUGUACAAGUGGCUCUUACUGUGAUGCUGGUAUUGAUCACCUGUUCCUCUGAAGUGGUUAAAAUACAAACUGGCAUCUCGCCAUACAGAGUACCAAACAGUUAAUAGGAAUCUGACAGCCAUGGGCCCUCGUAAGGUUUCAUUUCAUGUUUAUCAUGUGUCAACAACAGCAUUGUAUGUACUUGGUGUGUUUAAGUGGUGUACUCAUAUGAUCUAUCGUUCAGAAGCUGUUUCACUGAUGCGGACCAUUUUAAGAUACAACCACCAGAGCAGGCUCAAAAAACACUUCUAUCGGACAAAAAACACACAAAUAAAAAGUUAUAACUCACCUGUGAAGUGUUAUUAUAAUCCACAGAUGGAUUACAUGCCAACACAUAUGCUGUUUAUACAGUCCUGCUACACUCCCAAAGAGCCAGAUGAUUGAAAUCCAGCUAAAUAUUUAGUCCACACACAUUUUUACAUCCAUAGAUAUUUCCAUAAUAUCCUGCAUUUGCAUGUAAAUAAACAGACUCCUCACUGGAGCCAAUGGAAGCUUUUAUACUGACAGUCCAGGCUUCAAUAGCCAACUGUGCUGAAGGUAGUGCCUUCCUACUUUGUUUGGCCUCAGAGCCAAUCAAUAGCAUCCCACUGGCCCAAUGGCUUAUGGGUCUUGUAGUCAAUGAUGCUCAUCACCUCCAGAGGAGUUUUUAACUGUUUCUUGUCAUCACAGUCUAUUAAGAAUGUACCUAAAUGAUAAACAAAUGGCUCCUAUGUUGUCUUAAGGGGGGGAAAACAGUCUUUUUCAUCAAUUUAGCAUUUCUGGAAGUGUUUUUACAUACAGUAAGUUCCUAAAUAGACAUUUCUGCCUUUGCUGACUUAUUGUUUUACUCUACUUUGUUAAAAGCACCUGUACAACACCUCAGAAAACACAAGUAAGCUGUUUAUUUUCUGUGAUAUUGUUAUUAUCUUUGUUGAAUUCUGACUGUGGGGCGUCAUGAUAGGGCUCCAUUGUGUUUUCCAGCUAAUACCUCCCUGUUGUAGUCAUCUGCAGCAUUUUUUUUUAAAGAAAAUAUUGAAGCGAAAAUGAAUAACAUUUUUUUAUUUCAGUGUGUUGAAAAUAUAACUCAAUGACAGAAGUACUGGCAGUGAUUCUGACUGUUGGGGGACAAAAUUGAGUGUUUCCUCUCAAAUGUGACCAUGAAUAUACAUGUAUUAAAAAUGGAACAACAGCCUUCAGUUACUUUGGGUUUACUUUGUGCAUCCAACAUUGAAAUCCUGUCAUGUUGCCUACAGAUUCUGCAUACAUAUACAGACAUCUGUUUAUGGAGAUUAUGUGAUGUACAUUAUCAUUCUUGAUGAUUUAAUACACCUAAUCUUCUUUUAAAGCUGCUGUCAUUUAAAUUUUCUUUACUGUUUGACGUGAUGAAAAAGAUGAUAUUACUGAAACACUAAAACGUUAGAGCUGUAUUGGACACUGAACUGCAGUCAGACGCUCAACAAAAAUCAACAAAAACAUUUUCAUACUUACCUCUGGGGAUUUUUUUUGACAUGCACAUUGUUAUGGUUUUAUUUGCCCUGGGUGUGUUUGGUGUAUUACCCACCUGUUCUCAUCCCAACUCGUCAAAUACCACAGCUUUGUCAGUGGACCUAAACAUCAAAAUAUGACAUGCCAGCUACCCUCCUGCAUCACUUUUGGACAGUCUGGAUGGUGUGUCAAUUUAAGCUUGUUAAAUGCAUGGUGUCUUUUCAAAAUACACUUCCAUUUUCACAGGAAAUGUUUGUGCUUGUUAUGUGCAUACAGUCACUAAUACUUUCUCAUUAAAAUAACUCCACUGACUUUGGGUUUCCCAUGGGAUAUAAAGAGCCAACUGAUUGGGUGAGAGUCCGGAGUUUGACACAUCAACCAUCACUCCUACCUGAUAGGGACUUUCUCCCUCUUUGUAGUAUGGUAGUUGCCUGCGGUGUUACAUACUUCUGCCAGUCAGUGCAUUUCAUAACGCCAUAAAAGUUGCCUUUGUGCACCAGUACCUGAAGUUGACAUCACUGAUACAGCGCCACUAUUUGCUGAGUUGGGAAUGAGGAUGGGCUGGGAUUAUCAAGUUGAUGGGGCACAAAACUACAAUUGAAACUACAAAUAAAACAUUCUGAGUUUAAAUAGGAUUUAGUUUUAAAUCCUGUCCUAAUGCCCUUGAAUGUGUCUUGUAAAGAAGUGCUUUGUUGUUGUUUAUGAAGAUGUGAUACAAAUAAACCUGUAUUGCCACCUGUCA
Molecule: messenger RNA, 3122 nt
Organism: Epinephelus lanceolatus (giant grouper)
Lineage: Eukaryota; Metazoa; Chordata; Actinopteri; Perciformes; Serranidae
Source: RefSeq, a predicted model, not a curated record